AUGGAAAGUUAUACGAAUACGAACCUUCUUAAAAGAGGUCUUCCAAAGUUGGUCACUACCACUACAUCAUCAUCUCUCGGUACAUACACAUCUACAGUCUCUACAAUUAUAAGCUCAGUAAAAGAUGAAUCACAGAAAAGUACAGCACAGUCAAUUUCAAGUUCAAUUUCAUUAUUAGAUUCAAGUUCAUUCGUGUCGUCAAGUUCUAUAGUGACGCCAACCAUUACACCGCCUUCUCCAAAUGGAAAUCCACAUAUUGCACAAAUGAUUGAUCUUCCACCUCGUGGAACCGUGUUUAUAGCAGUAGGGGCAUGCGUUGGUGCUAUAUUUUUAGCUAUAUUCGUAUGGUGGGCAAUUUCAACAUAUAUAUCGCAUCAAAAUACAAAAUAUAACGGACAAUUGACAUAUAAUCAUGGUGGUGAUGUUCAUAAUUCUAACAGUAAUUAUAAUAACGGUGGAUUUGGACAUAGACAUCAAAAUUCUUUAAUGACUCAGAUUACGUCAAGUAGUUAUUCAGAUAAUAACAGUAGUAAUUUUGAACAAGACGAAGAAAAAACUCCAGCCAGUGGUCGUGUUUCCGGUAAGACAUCGAUUUUUAAUUUAGCUCGCAGUAACACCAGGGAACCUUUCAUUGAUGAUGACGUAUCAUUUGAUUAUUGCGAACCAGAACAACAAGUCUUUAAUGUUAUUCAGGAUGAGGCAUUCGGGUAUAAUAAUAGAAGUUCUUUGUUUAUAUCACCAACUUUAGAAGUCAGCCAAAAACAAGCACAGUAUCAAAGAAGAAAUUCCAGAUUUGGAAACUUAGAUAAUGCAAUUAAUGAGGGAGACUUUUCAACUUUAUCUGUCGAUUCUACUUUCCUAGAAGGUAAUAUUGACAAACCAAAAAGAGCUGCUUCACCAGAAAGGAAGAAAAAAAUUAGGGAAGAUAUACACUAUCAUACAAGAAAUAAAUCUUCUCUGGGUUUAAACGGAACUGGUAGUACACCACCAAGUCCAACUAAAAAUGGAAAUCAAAGACAUAACAAGACACCUUCCAUGUAUUUAGAAGAUAUGUUAACUGAUGAUAUAUAA
Maudiozyma saulgeensis is the source of this 1071-nucleotide messenger RNA. The record is from the annotation of a GenBank genome assembly. NCBI's taxonomy places the organism in Eukaryota, Fungi, Ascomycota, Saccharomycetes, Saccharomycetales, Saccharomycetaceae.